Oldenlandia corymbosa var. corymbosa is the source of this 2144-nucleotide messenger RNA. The record is from the annotation of a GenBank genome assembly. Lineage: Eukaryota; Viridiplantae; Streptophyta; Magnoliopsida; Gentianales; Rubiaceae.
AUUUAUUUUCAUUAGUCAUUGUAUUAUUUUAUUACCUGUCUUAAAAAAUUCAAAGCCGACUUCACAGUUCAUGGUUUGUCAUAGUUCUUACACUAAUUUGUCCAGUAAUUUGAAGGAAGGUGUCCAAGCCUAUGGAUUUAGAGAGAAAAUGGUAUUCGUUGGUCUAUCUCACCUUGAUUAUUGCAUUCGUACAUCUGAUUUUCACAUUUCUAUUCGCCCACAAACUCACUCUUUACAACCAUAAAGUCCGAAUCAAGAAGCAGCCUGAACUCCCUUUGCGAUUCCGCUCCGACGGGACCUUCAAAAUCCUUCAGGUUUAUAAACCCGAUUCGUAAUUUGAAAAGUCAUUUUCGUCUUUCUUGAUAUAUUUCCUUGGCACACAAAAUAUGGGUUCUCGUUUCUUUAUUUAAUUUAGUGGUUUUGGGAUUCCCUUUUAGGUGGCUGAUAUGCAUUACGGAAAUGGGUUGCUCACUCGGUGUAGGGAUGUUCUUGAAACUGAGUUUGAGCACUGUACUGAUCUGAAUACAACUCAGUUUCUAAGGAGGUUGAUUGAGGUUGAAAAACCUGACUUCGUUGCUUUCACUGGAGACAACAUUUUUGGGACUAGUGCAACUGAUGCAGCAGAGUCUCUAUUGGAAGCCUUCGGUCCAGUUUUGGAGUCUGGUCUUCCUUGGGCUGCUGUUUUGGGGAAUCAUGACCAAGAAUCCACUAUGUCUCGUAGAGAGUUGAUGUCUUUCAUCUCCCUAAUGGACUUUUCGUUGUCCAAAACUUAUCCAUCAGACGAAGACAGUGAAGACUCUUCCAUGCAUUAUAUUGAUGGGUUUGGGAACUAUAAUCUGGAAGUGUUGGGUGCUUUGGGUUCUUCUUUUGCUAACUGCAGUGUCCUCAAUUUAUAUUUUCUUGAUAGUGGAGACAGAGCUACUGUCAAUGGUAUUCGAACUUAUGGUUGGAUUAAAGAAUCUCAACUCGGUUGGCUUCGUGGUGUAUCUAACAAGUUUCAGGGAAAAUGUUUGGAUAUGAAAUCAGUUGAUAUCUCCCCAGCAUGGUUAAAUCCUCCUGCUUUAGCAUUCUUUCACAUUCCAAUUCCAGAAAUUCGUCAAGUGCCCAUGAAAGAGAUUGUUGGCCAGUACCAGGAACAUGCAGCUGUUUCAAUAGUUAACUCUGGAGUCUUCCAGAGCUUUACCUCCAUGGGCAAUCUGAAGGCUGUAUUUAUAGGUCAUGACCACACCAACGAUUUCUGUGGGAAGCUAGACAGUAUUUGGUUUUGUUAUGGUGGAGGUAUUGGAUAUCAUGGCUAUGGAAGGGCAGGCUGGCCAAGAAGAGCUCGUAUAAUAUUAGCAGAACUUGCAAAAGGUGAUAGGACAUGGACUGGCGUUGAGAGGGUUACAACAUGGAAGAGACUUGAUGAUGGGAAGUUAAGCCGAAUUGAUGAGCAUGUAUUAUGGGAUAGAUAUUCGUCUCAAUAGCUAGUCCUGCAGGUAUUUUAGACAAACCUCACAUUUCUUUAGUUUUGAAGAUGGUCAAGAGUCUAAUGUUCUGAAGGGAAGAGGAUCCGGUUCCUUUCACCACAGUAUGGGGCAGAGUUCAUGUAAGAAUUGAAGUCGCAUAGUAAGGCUAGUCAAAGAACUAAUGCUGCUGAAUCUUGAUGUUUUAGUUGCUCUGGCAGAGUGGCAGUUUAGUUGACAGUUUGAAAGUCUUAAGUUCAGCGUUUUAGGGGCGUGUAUCAAGUAAAUAACGUUGAAUGAAUAAAGGUGUAUAGAAGUGGUAAUUUUCUGGAACAUUCAAGCGAUUUUUAUAAAGUUAAGAGGACUUCUAUCUUUGAGCUUGCAUUAGCCUUUUUUUUGGCAGUGAGAAUAGCUUUGAUGAUAUUGCACAUGGUGUAGGAUGUUAAAUAAUGAGGUGACUGAAGUACAGAUUCUUGUUAGCUUGGUUGAAUAUAGACAUGCGGAGCAAUUUUUCUAGAGCUUUAGAAUGGUUUUAAAACCAAAAGAGAGACAAAUUCAUCCUAUUGGCAGAACUGGAAAAAGUUUCCUGUUAGCCUCCAUUUUAUGAUGUAUCUCAAGUUAUAGUAUCAGUUUAAACUGUAAUCAACAGAUUAACAGCAAUUUUGAACUGAUAUAUGAUCAGUUUUCCAAAUAUGCGCG